UCCAGUUUUGUAGCUUGAAGAGAGAUGAGAGACAUCAAAAUUCUCCACACUACUUUCGGAAUUUUAGGUGGGAUUGUUCAUUGUCCAUGCAUCUUCUUGUGCUUACUCCUACUUUUUUCUGGAUAUUGAUUAUUAUACUCUUUUCCUUUUUUUCUUUUUUCCCUGGAAUAGGAGAUGUUUUUGGUUUAUUACUCUUCAUGGCGCCCUUGAUUACAUUCAAAAGGAUUAUUAGGAAGAAAUCAACAGAACAGUUCUCUUGCAUGCCUUAUCUAAUAAGUCUGCUCCAAUGCUUGCUCGCUGCCUGGUACAGUUUACCUUUUGUGUCACCAAACAACCUGCUGGUAACUGUCAUCAGUGCCAUAGGCAUUGGCCUGGAGGCAACCUACGUGCUUAUCUUCCUCAUAUUUUCCCCCAAGAAAGGGAAGGCCAAGAUCUGCGGAUACCUCUUUGUGGUUCUUUCUAUCUUCUCAAGUCUGGCCUUGGUUUCCAUGUUGGCAUUUCAUGGCAAUAGAAGGAAGCUCUUUUGUGGCUUUGCUUUUGCAGCUGCUUGUAUUAUGAUGUAUGGUUCUCCUCUCUCUGUAAUGAGGCUGGUGAUCAAAUCUAAAAGCGUGGAGUACAUGCCGUUCUUCUUGUCUCUAUCUGUUUUCAUCAACAGUACUUCAUGGUCAAUCUUCUCCCUGCUUGGAAAGGACCCUUUCAUUUUUGUUCCAAAUGCUGCCGGAACUAUAUUAGGAGCAGCACAGCUGAUUUUAUAUGUAGUUUAUCGUGAUAAAAAAGGAGUCAAGAAAGACGAAAUUAAUGAAUCAGUAGAUCAGAUGAGGACUGGGAAACUCCAAGACGGGAAGCUAGUCGACAUCCAAAAUGAGAAUGCAAAUCCAUAACAUUCAUAUGUACACAAAGUUUCUGAACUUUUGUACUUAAAAAGUAUUAUCCUGUCUUAACUCUGGUUGGAUCAAAAGUUAUGGUCACUAGUCUAAUGUCAAAUGAAAAAGGAGUUAGGUUCAAAAGUAUAGAGAAAGUUCAAUCACUGUGUAAUAAAUAUUUUCUUUUUAACUUUUUAGUGUUAUGAAAUAUUAUACUAUAUAGUGGAUGUCUAUAACUCCUAAAGAAGUUACUUCUA
Molecule: messenger RNA, 1120 nt
Organism: Nicotiana tabacum (common tobacco)
Lineage: Eukaryota; Viridiplantae; Streptophyta; Magnoliopsida; Solanales; Solanaceae
Product: bidirectional sugar transporter SWEET1a
Biological process (GO): carbohydrate transport
Cellular component (GO): membrane
Molecular function (GO): sugar transmembrane transporter activity
Source: RefSeq, a predicted model, not a curated record